Molecule: messenger RNA, 1373 nt
Organism: Eruca vesicaria subsp. sativa (arugula)
Lineage: Eukaryota; Viridiplantae; Streptophyta; Magnoliopsida; Brassicales; Brassicaceae
Source: the annotation of a GenBank genome assembly
GUUCCGUCGUUAGCCUCCAUUCUCGGGGGACCUCAGAUCGAAAUCUCUCUCCUUUUUCCGGGCACAUCCCCGGUGUAGCAUCAUCGCUAAUUAUCCUGUGCUAUUAGAUUCCCUGGCGGGGUAAGUUACUUGUUGAAUCGCAUUGGUAUUGGGUUUCUGAGGGAAUGAAAGAGGGGCAUGUUUAGGGUGGAGGGAUCAUGCUGCUAUCUCUGCGACCAACUCGCAGAUUCUGCUAUUCCUCUGUUAUUGCCUCCAGCUUUCACGCUCCAGCUGUAUCCAAUAAUCAGGAGGAGGAGCCUGCCCUUUUCAAGCUUAAAUCUGAGCGACACCCUCAGAAGCUAUUCCACCUCUUUCAAGCUAAUGCUACCAACCACUUGGUCGUUGAAAAUCGUUUUGCUUUCGAAGACACCGUUUCUAGAUUAGCCGGUGCACGUCGGUUUGAUUUCAUCGAGGAGUUACUUGAGCAUCAGAAGACGCUUCCACAAGGUAGGCGCGAGGGCUUCGUUGUUAGGAUUAUUAUGUUAUACGGCAAGGCUGGGAUGACUAAGCACGCCCUCGAUACUUUCUACAACAUGGACUUAUACGGCUGCAAGAGGACUGUUAAGUCUUUCAAUGCCGCACUUAAAGUCUUAACUUUGAAACCUGAUCUUCACACCAUCCAGGACUUCCUUCUCCAUGUCCCCUCCAAGUAUGGGGUUGUAAUGGAUGCAUUUUCGUUUAACAUUGCUAUUAAAUCUCUCUGUGAGAUGGGGUUUCUUGACAAGGCGUCUCUGGUAUUGAAGGAAAUGGACAUGUCUGGCUUGAAACCAGACGUAGUUACAUAUACUACUCUUAUAUCAGCCUUUUACAAGCAUGAUAGGUAUGUGAUUGGAAAUGGACUGUGGAACCAUAUGGUGCUCAAGGGCUGUAACCCUAGUCUCACCACCUUCAAUGUUAGGAUUCAGUUUUUAGUGAAUAGGGGACGGGCUUGGGAUGCUAAUGAUCUGUUGCUGUUGAUGCCUAAACUCCACAUGGAACCCGACAACGUGACAUAUAACAUGGUUAUCAAAGGUUUUUUUGUAGCUGGGUUUCCUGAAAUGGCACAAAGAGUUUAUACAGCCAUGCAUGGUAAAGCUUACAAACCCAAUUUGAAGAUCUACCAGACGAUGAUACAUUAUUUGUGUAAGGCGGGAAAGGUUGAUUUGGGUUAUACGAUGUGUAAGGAUUGUAUGAGAAAGAAGUGGUACCCAAACUUGGACACCGUUAGUAUGUUGGUGGACGGGCUUGUGAAAAAAGGCCAUCUUGAUCAAGCAAAGUUGAUCAUGGGGUUAGUUCACAAACGAGUUCCUCCGUUCAGCGCAAAACAGUUGCUUCCACUUAAGUCUAUUUUGUAA